AGAAAAGCGGACCUUGGCUUUGGGCAGACACAUCAGUGUCUGUUAGAAGAAACCACACCUGAAGUGGAGUCUAACCCAUGAGGACGCAAGAGCUGCUUCAGAAGAUUCACAAUGGGAACGACAAGCGAUGAGCUGUUGUCUGUGGAGCAGACCUCCUCCUCGUCCCUAAACCCCCUGUGUUUCGAAUGUGGCCAGCAGCACUGGACGAAAGAAAACCACUUGUACAACUACCAGAAUGAGGUGGAUGAUGACCUGGUCUGCCAUAUUUGCCUUCAGCCCCUGCUGCAGCCACUGGACACCCCCUGUGGACACACAUUCUGCUCUAAGUGCCUGCGAAACUUUCUACAAGAGAAAGACUUCUGUCCGCUGGACCGGAAGAGACUUCAUUUUAAGCUGUGCAAGAAGUCGAGCAUUCUAGUCCAUAAACUGCUGGACAAGUUGUUGGUUUUAUGUCCGUUUUCCUCAGUGUGCCAGGAUGUGAUGCAGCGCUGUGAUCUGGAGGCACAUCUCAAAAACAGGUGUCCUGGAGCCUCUCAUCGAAGAGUUGCCCUAGAGAGAAGGAAAACUAGCAAAACUCAGACAGAGAUUGAGAAUGAAAACGGGCCCACUCUGCUAGAUCCUCCAGGUGCUCUGUCAUCAGAAACGAACAGUUCAGGGGCAGGCACAGUGCCUGCCGAGCGCCACUUGACACCAGUGUCUCUUCCUGCAUGGCCCGAGGAGCCUGGCCUCGACAACCCUGCCUUUGAGGAGAGCGCCGGGGCCGAGGCCGCACAACAGCCGCUUAGCUUACCAGAGGGCGAAAUCACCACGAUUGAAAUUCACCGGUCCAACCCUUACAUCCAGUUAGGGAUCAGCAUCGUGGGCGGCAACGAGACGCCACUGAUCAACAUCGUCAUCCAGGAGGUGUAUCGGGAUGGGGUGAUCGCCAGAGACGGGCGGCUCCUUGCUGGAGACCAGAUUCUUCAGGUGAACAACUGCGACAUCAGCAAUGUGUCCCACAACUACGCCAGGGCGGUCCUAUCCCAGCCCUGCAACACGCUGCAGCUCACCGUGCUUCGAGAGCGGCGCUUUGGCAACCGAGCCUACAGCCAUUCUGAUGGUAACUCUCCACGGGAAGAGAUUUUACACGUGGUUCUUCACAAACGGGACUCCGGUGAGCAGCUGGGCAUUAAGUUGGUCCGAAGGACAGAUGAGCCCGGCGUAUUUAUCCUGGACCUGCUGGAAGGGGGGCUGGCUGCCCAGGACGGCAGACUGAGCAGCAACGACCGGGUGCUGGCCAUCAACGGACACGACCUGCAGCACGGAACUCCUGAGCUGGCCGCGCAGAUUAUCCAGGCCAGUGGAGAGAGAGUGUAUUUAACAAUUGCCAGACCAGGGAAGCCCCAGCCUGCCAGCACCGUCAGAGAAGUAGGAGGAGCUCACGGCAGCAGCCAGCACCACACGCAGCCACUGUAUCACAGCAGACCAAGCUCACACAGGGAUCUCACUCAGUGUGUUACCUGCCAAGAAAAGCACAUUACUGUCAAGAAGGAGUCACACGAGUCCCUCGGAAUGACCGUUGCUGGGGGCAGAGGCAGCAAGAGUGGCGAGCUGCCCAUCUUUGUGACCAGCGUGCCGCCCCACGGCUGCCUUGCACGAGACGGCCGGAUCAAGAGAGGCGAUGUGCUGCUGAACAUCAACGGCAUUGAUUUGACCAACCUGAGCCACAGCGAGGCUGUCGCCAUGCUCAAGGCCAGCGCCGCAUCCCCCGCUGUCGUCCUUAAAGCACUCGAGGUCCAGAUUGUCGAGGACACGACUCAGACCACGGAAGAGCAGCCGAGUACCCUCAGCGAAAACGAGUACGAUGCCAGUUGGUCCCCGUCGUGGAUCAUGUGGCUUGGGCUUCCAAGCGCCCUUCACAGCUGCCGCGACAUCGUUUUACGGAGAAGCUACUUGGGGAGCUGGGGCUUUAGCAUUGUCGGCGGAUGUGAGGAGAACCAUACCAAUCAGCCUUUCUUCAUUAAAACGAUCGUCCUGGGAACGCCCGCUUACUACGAUGGAAGAUUAAAAUGUGGAGACAUGAUCGUGGCCGUGAACGGCCUGUCGACCGUGGGCAUGAGCCAUUCUGCGUUGGUCCCCAUGUUGAAGGAGCAGAGAAACAAAGUCACUCUAACCGUCAUCUGCUGGCCUGGCAGCCUCGUGUAGAUUCUGGAAACUGGCGCCAAGUCUUGUGUCUUCCUUUUCUAGGCUUUUGAAAGAACACCCUUCAGUUUCAUUAUGUUUCUGGUUGUCAGCAGUGGCUUACACAGCUGGCGUACACAGGGCCAAAAACCACUAAUAUUGUCCGUGUAUGUUUAUUUAAAUGGUUUUCUAAAGUUAGUUACAUUUCCUUAGCUUGGAAACAGUCUUUACUAACCCGUAUGAGUUUAUAUUUUCAGAAUUCAGACACUCAGUUGUCAAAAUGUUGCCUGUGAUAAUGAACAAAGCCCACCCUGGCUGUGACCCAGCCCGCUGGAGUAAAGAACUUUUGGUGGUCUUUGUUUUCAGUAACUGAGUGAUGCAAUAAGGUGUGUGCCCCUCAAGACUGGCAUCAGUGAAGCCAGUAACAACAGCUCGUACCGCCACUGUCACAUCCAGUGCCAUGGAUGGGUACGUUUUAAAUUCGGGUGAUAACUGUUCCCCAUUUUUCAUCAGUGCCAACAUUUCAAAACUUCAUACUGUUUCUGAAGUUAUUUUUCUGGUUUAUUGUAUUUCUGCUGUAAUCUCGCAAUACUCAUAAGAUGAAGAAAUAAGUCUGACACCACUAAAGAGAUUUUUAAAUGAUGUACUAUUAUUAGAAUAGUAGAGAAUAAAAGAUUGUAUGAUUCAGUGACAAAGGAAUUUGGACAGUAAUUAUAGUUUGGUGCUGGAAGGAGCAAAAGCUGUACUUACUUGAACAUCCAAAAGCGUUAAGAUCCACUUCCAAAGGAAUGUUUUGCCGUGUAGGGGCGUUUUGAAGCAGUUUUUGCUAGAAAUCGUUUCUGGAGUUGUAUGAUACUUAUCCUCAAUCUUGGUGGGAAGUGUUUUUGCGAUUUAAGCCAGAUGGUAAAGAUAAAAACCAUAUUGCUAUUAAAU
Molecule: messenger RNA, 3093 nt
Organism: Carlito syrichta (Philippine tarsier)
Lineage: Eukaryota; Metazoa; Chordata; Mammalia; Primates; Tarsiidae
Gene: LNX2
Product: ligand of numb-protein X 2
Exons: 9
Coding region: 112-2184 (690 amino acids)
Molecular function (GO): ubiquitin-protein transferase activity; protein binding
Source: RefSeq, a predicted model, not a curated record